AUGUCUCAGAAAAAACAGGUGGAUCCGCUGCACUCUUUGUUUGCCGGUUCUCUAGCUGGCGCUGUAGAAGCGUCCAUAACUUAUCCAUUUGAGUUUGCCAAAACCCGUUUGCAGCUCGUGGAUCGGUCUUCAACAGCAUCAAGAAAUCCACUAAAGCUCAUCUAUAACACAGCCAAGAUAAACGGUGUCGGAGCGCUGUACGUGGGAUGUCCAGCAUUUAUUGUCGGCAACACGGCCAAAGCUGGCGUUAGAUUCCUAGGUUUUGACGCCAUCAAAAAUGUACUCCGAGACCCUGUCACUGGCGAGCUCAGCGGGCCAAGAGGUAUUGUAGCAGGGCUUGGAGCUGGCCUUCUGGAAAGUGUGGUAGCGGUGACGCCAUUUGAAGCGAUCAAAACUGCUCUAAUCGAUGAUAAGCAAAGUGCUCAGCCCAAGUACCACAACAAUGGACGUGGCAUGCUACGGAACUAUUCUAAGUUGGUUCUUGACCAAGGUUUCUCGGGUCUUUACCGCGCUGUCUUGCCAGUCUCCAUGAGACAAGCAGCCAACCAAGCCGUUAGACUGGGCUGCUACAACAAGAUCAAGACCAUGAUUCAGGACUACACCAACACACCUAAAGACAAACCUCUAUCUUCUGGCUUGACCUUCGUUGUCGGCGCCUUCAGUGGUGUUGUCACCGUCUACACUACCAUGCCCAUCGACACGGUGAAGACUAGAAUGCAAAGUCUGGACUCGUCCAAGUACUCAUCGACAUUGAACUGCUUCACCACGGUGUUCAAGGAAGAGGGUUUGAAAACUUUCUGGAAAGGUGCCACACCCAGAUUGGGCAGACUCAUUCUAAGUGGGGGUAUUGUUUUCACGAUUUACGAAAAAGUCCUGGUUGUGCUAGGCGCAUAA
Lachancea meyersii CBS 8951 is the source of this 894-nucleotide messenger RNA. The record is from the annotation of a GenBank genome assembly. NCBI's taxonomy places the organism in Eukaryota, Fungi, Ascomycota, Saccharomycetes, Saccharomycetales, Saccharomycetaceae.